Pectinophora gossypiella (pink bollworm) is the source of this 2313-nucleotide messenger RNA. RefSeq lists its product as uncharacterized. Lineage: Eukaryota; Metazoa; Arthropoda; Insecta; Lepidoptera; Gelechiidae. The transcript is spliced from 5 exons. The record is from RefSeq and is a predicted model, not a curated record. Bases 1 to 2313 code for a protein of 770 amino acids.
AUGGUCGAGUUCACAGGCCUAAAACACAGGGAAACAGUACCACGGGACUGCAGGGAGGCGGAGAGCGAGGAUGCCUCUCAGCGGAAUGAGAGGGAGACGAACGUGCGUACAUGCGAGGAGGAGAGGAUCGCCGAGGAGGAGAAGAUCGCCCGCCCGUACGCGGGGGUGAAGAACGCUCUUCGGCAGCGGCUAGCGGAGUGGGAGACGCACCCCGUCAGUAGCCCUGAGAAGCAUCCAUCCCAGUUGACCAUAGCACAGGUCUGCUUCGGAGCGGGGGAAGCAUCUCCUGAGACAUCCAGCGGACACCAUAAACACAAAUUGACCAAUUGCAAGAGCUUCAUGAAGGAAAAUGUCGAAUGUAGAAGACAUUUUGCGCAGACACAACGUUUGUGUUUUAAUUGUCUCAGUCCUGAGCAUUCAGUGUACAUGUGUACGGUGUCAACCUCUUGCCGCUUAUGCAAAAAACGACACCACACCUUAUUACAUCCCAAAACACUACAACCAAGCAAAUUGGAGCCUCCUGAAGGUAAAAAGGUUGCUGCUGUUGUUACUGACAUGCCAGCCUCAUUCAUGGAGAAUGAAGAAUCCGAAACGGAAGAUGUUGAAACACAUGAAGUAGUGACUACGUGCUUUGCUAGUUCACGUAGUACUGUCCUACUAGCUACUGCUUUAGUUAGUGCUAAGGCACUUUCACACACGAGCAGUUCGGCUAACGUCCUGAGAGCUCUUAUAGAUCAGGGUUCUCAGGCGUCGUUUAUUACGGAAGCAGCGGCUCAGUUACUGGGUCUGCGAAAAAGUACAGAAUGUGUUAAAGUUUCAGGGUUGGGAGGUUCAAGGGCUUUAGAGUCGAAAUCAUCAGUAAAAAUUCAAAUCGCUUCUAGAGCUGACCCUUCUUUCCUUCUGACAGUCAAGGCGCAUGUUCUAAGCAAACUCACCACGUUGUUGCCUAGUAACAAGGUCACAGUCAGUUAUGACCAAAUGCAGGUAUUGCCUACUCUUGAGCUAGCUGAUCCAUCCUAUAACUGUCCCGGCGCAAUUGAUUUGCUGCUGGGUGCAGAGGUCCACAGUCAAAUUAUUAUGGAAGGUUUGGUUCAAGGUGCUAACGGAAAUUUCAUCGCCCAAAAAACUAGAUUUGGUUGGAUGUUAUCCGGACUGGUGGAAGACACAUCCUCUCAUGAGAAUCAGCAUUUCAAAUGUCAUACAACUAUGAUCAAUAGUUUUGAAGAGGACGGGUUAUUAAAAAAAUUCUGGGAGCUAGAAUCAGAACCUGUGUUGUCGAAGAAACUGUUGACUCGGGAAGAACAGGCUUGUGAAGAGUUAUUUGCCGAAACAACCAGGAGAGAUGAAACUGGAAGAUACGUAGUAAAACUUCCAUUUAAACAUGAAAAUCCCGCAUCAAAACACAGUGGGUCGUAUGACAUAGCGCGUAGACGGCUUUUCGCGCUAGAAAAGCGAUUGUCAAGCAACCCUGUGCUCAAAGUAGAAUACUCUAACGUAAUCAACGAGUAUCUAACUAUGAAGCACAUGGAGGUCUGUACAGACAACAAUAAAUCAGACGCGGUGUAUCUUCCUCACCACGCCGUGAUUCGCGAGGACAAGAGUACUACAAAGGUGCGUGUGGUAUUCGACGCUUCCUGCAAAGGAUUCAACGGAGCCUCCUUAAAUGGCGAUCUCAUGAUCGGUCCAACAUUACAGCCAGAGUUACGACAUUUAGUGAUGAGAUGGCGCUGCUAUCCCAUCUCGCUAGUCGCUGACAUCGCCAAAAUGUACCGACAGGUCGCUGUGGCGUAUGAAGAUACUGAUUUUCAACGCAUUCUUUGGCGUGAGAACCCGGAGGAAGAGAUACAGCACUUAAGAUUGUUACGUGUCACUUUUGGAACAGCAUCAGCACCUUAUCUGGCUGUUCGUGCUUUGCAACAAGUGGCACACGAUGAAGGUGCUGAGUUUCCACUGGCAAAAGAUAGAGUGCUCACUGAUUUUUACGUAGACGAUUUCAUGAGUGGCUGUCAUUCCGUCGCGGAAGGUGUUCUAGUCUUCGAGCAAACAACUGAGUUGCUCAGCCGUGCUGGAUUUCCUUUGCAAAAGUGGGCAAGUAACAACAAGGAGUUACUUCAAACAAUUAGUAGCAAAGGUCAAGAUGAACUUAAUCAAAAUUUAGAGCUCAAAAUUGACGACAUCAUGAAGGUUCUUGGUCUUACGUGGGAUAAAGAAACUGAUGAAUUUAGAUUCAAAGUUAACUUACCUUCGUUAUCAGAGGCUCCCAUAACAAAAAGAAAGCUCAUCGCAGAACAAUGCAUGGAGGACCUCAACUAG